Molecule: messenger RNA, 4437 nt
Organism: Galdieria sulphuraria
Lineage: Eukaryota; Rhodophyta; Bangiophyceae; Galdieriales; Galdieriaceae
Product: cleavage and polyadenylation specificity factor subunit-like protein
Exons: 6
Coding region: 27-4391 (1454 amino acids)
Cellular component (GO): nucleus
Molecular function (GO): nucleic acid binding; protein binding
Source: RefSeq, a predicted model, not a curated record
CAUUAUUCAAGCUUGGCAGUGAGGAAAUGUUGAAUGGUAGUUUGCAUACCCUUGUGCCACCCUCAGCAGUAACUUGUUCUGCAGUUGGAUACUUUUCUCUACGUGGCGCUUCUUUCGGUCCAUGUUUAGCAGUAGCAAAGGGUACAGUGUUGGAGCUUUAUCAAAUUUAUUUUGAACACAAAAGGUUUCUCCUGAUUUCUGUUUUCAACUUGUAUGGAAGACCAGAGAAAAUGCUUUCCAUCCGACGGAGCAUCGGCCGUUGUGACUAUUUAGUGCUGAUAUUUGGAGGUGGCACUCGCUGGAGUUUGCUGAAAUGGAGUGAUAAGUCGCAGGUUUGGGACACGAUUCAACUGAUAGAUUUGUAUACCACCAUAUAUCAAUCCGUGACCAUUCAACAAGCAGAGUCCUUUGAAGGCAUUUUAGAUAGCGUUUUACUUGAAAACUUAGCUAGAACGUCCUCGCGCUCCACUUCGUUAGUAACGAAAGAAGAGCCUCCCAUUUUUCGAGAUAUUAUGGAUGCCAAAGUUGAUCCUGAACACGGUCUGAUUGCAGUACUUAUAAGAAAGAAAAAUCUUCUUCUUAUUGCAAAGUAUCCUAUCUUAUCACAUCGAGAUAGUCUCUCGGCAGAAUGCAGUUCAAACAAAUUGCUUUCUGAUCCAGUUAUACUAGACUUGAGGAGGCUGGGGCAUUUUGAGACCAUUCAUUUCUGUUUUAUGUUCGGUUAUUCUCUCCCAACUUUAGCUCUCUUAGAAGAAAAAACUCCGACAUGGUCUGGGAGUUUUUCAGUAACCAGAGAUAGUCGCCUUGUUUCUGUCGUACAGUUCGAUUUGUCUGAUAAAAAAAUGAAAAGAAUAUGGCAAGUUGAAGAACUACCUCAUGAAUGCUUUAUGGUUUCUAGCGUACCAUUUUUGCAGGGAGGUGGUUUUCUUGUAUUUGGAUGGAAUAUUAUUCUUUAUUUUCGUGAUGGUAGCUUUGUGGAUGGAUUAUCUUGCAAUGAUUUGGGAGAUGUUUACCUUUCCAAGUGGAGUUUGAGGUCACAGGAUGCUCCAAUUUCGCUUGAUGGCUGUGAAGUUGUUUCGGAAUUCGAUAGUCAUGAUACUUUCAUGAAAAAUCCCGUUAUAAUUCUUAGAGAUGGGGCUUUUUUUGAGUUAUGCAUUCCAAAGAAAGGAGGCGAUUCUGUUAUAUCCCUUCGUUAUUGUAAAAUUUUGAUACAACCUUCAACUGUCUCAUACUGUGGAAAUGGUUUGAUUUUUUUAGGUUCUCAUGUUUCUCCUUCUGCUUUGUUGGAAAUUAUUUGGAAGAACUCUACUGAAUUACAUCCUGAGGACGACGAAUUGGAAAGCUUUUUUGGAAAGUCUUCAAACAAGAAUUUUGUCGUGGAGACCAUAGAUUCAAGAGAUUCUUUGUUUUGUAUCGGUCCUAUACAAGACCUAGAAGUUUUCGAUAAUAUUAUAGGUAGCUCUAGAAAGAUGGAGUUAAUUGCCGCAGUAGGUUCUCGAAAUUAUGGUGCUGUUAUCAUCUUUCGACGAACCGUAAGCCCGAGUCUUUUGACGUCCAUCCGUUUAGAAGAUUGUCAACAAAUUUGGAAUGUUUUAUGCCAACGGAAAAUGGGAGAAAGGAAUGGAAGCGUUCCUCUUUUAAUUUUAAGUACGCAGAGAAAUACAAUUGUUUUAUCAGUCUCGGACACAAUAGACGAACUUGUGGACAGUCAAUUUCAAACAUCUUCGCGUACUUUGUGGGUUUCAAGGGUUCUGCAUGAUCGCUACAUUAUUCAAGUAUUUGAUGAAGGCUUGCGAAUCUUAGGAAACUGGGACAGUUUGAUCAGUCUUUACGAAUUACCACCUGGAGAUGUAGUGACUCAAGCAUUUGUCUGUGAUCCUUACGUUAUGCUUCAUCUUUCUAGUAGUUAUUUAGUGAUACUAAAAAUUUCUUUGGACGACAGAGUUUCUUCUUCGGAUGGAAACAAAGUUGCAUUUGAGCAAGUAUUUUCUACUUCUCAUUUGAGUAUCAUUUCGUCCUGUACUUUUAGUUGUAGUUACGAUAAGAGCUAUCAUGAUGAACAGCGGAACGAAAUGAAGUUGGAUGGAGUGAUAAGCGAUGUUUCUGAUGAAGAGUAUGAUAGUCUGUUUGCAACGUCGUCGGUUCCAUUUGAAUAUUCCUUUUUACAUCCUAGUCUGAGACACAACUAUAUACCACCUACGUUGGAAUUGAGUCAGCAUUCGAACAGGAAACAAGAAGUUGCUAUUAUUGUUCAUCCAUUUGUGGGUAUUCUAUCACGUGAAGGUUUUCUAGAAAUUUAUGACGUUGUCUCGAAGCAACUUUGUUUCUUCAACAAAUCUUUACUUUAUUUUCCGAGAAUACUUGUUAAUGACGGUGAGAAGACAACUCGAACUCGUGGAGUCUCUAGAGGAACUUUCAAACUUGAUCCACAAGAUGUAGAGGUCAGGAUAUACGAAUUUCCAGGUGAGAAUGAAAGAGCAACAGAAGCUUCUUGUUUGUGGUUGUUUGUUCGAUAUCGAAAGGAAUUGUUGGCUAUUUAUCGCGGCAAUUUUCAAUUGGAUGAAAACGAUAUCUUUACUUUUGAUUUUUGUCGUGUUUCACUAUAUUCAUUAGAUGUUGACAGUCCUUCAGUCAAUAUUGAGAACAAUGUGAUACCACAUCUUAGACCUUUUUAUAAUCUUUCUAGUCAUUUUGGAGUCUUUCUUACAGGUUCUGUACCGAGCAUCAUUGUAUUAAGUAAGGGAUAUCCUCAAAAACAUGAGAUAAUGAUAGAUUCUGGAGUUGAGUAUGGAGAUAUACUCUCUAUUACGAAUAUGGGAGAUCCAGAAAAUAAUCGGAAACUAUGGAUAUUGGAUAGUAACGGAAGGAUUCAUUUUGGGGAAAUUAGAGAGACGCAGUUGGAGUCUAUCAACUGGGCUUGGCCUGUUGAAGUGUUUCGAAUGAAUGGCUGCGUUAAGAACGUGGUUUAUCAUGCAACAACGGGUACAUUUGGGGUUGUAGUUAGUUCUAUAGUUUCUAUGAGUAGACUAGAAAGAAAAAGACAAAUUUUUGAAAGGCAGAAACGUGACGAACGAGCCAUUUUGGGUUCUCAGGCUCCUCCCGAAGAAGAGAAUAAUACUGAGUUCGAAGAAAAUGAACCCAAGAAUGCCUUGCCGAUUGAAGUAGAAGCGUAUGAGCUUCAAAUAUAUCGAGCAGAUACUUGGGAAUUGGUGGAUAAGUUUGCAUUUAAGGAAGAAGAAGCAGUUUUAUCUGCAACUUUCAUGCAGGUUGAUGCGUAUAAGAUAACUGAAGAAGAAAAUAAUGAUGACAAAUCUUCCAGAGCAACGCAGCAACAAGCUGAAGCAGCCAUCUCUCAAAGCUCUCGUUCGAUAAAGUUCAAGCCUAAAGAGUGUAUUGUGAUUGGCACCGGUUUUAUCAAAGGUGAAGAUGCAGGAACUCGUGGAAGGCUUAUGCUUUUUGAAGUUGCUAGGCAAGAAGCUUAUACUGAGGAGUCCGGAGCCUUUUCUGCCAUUCAACUGAUGCUAAUUGCUGAGAAGGAACUAAAGAGUGUAGUUUCCAGUAUUGCUAGAUUGGAGGGUUAUAUCUGCUGUGCGGUCGGUCCAAAGGUGGAAAUAUACAAAUUAGUGAAUGAAAGUGAACUUGUUUGUUGCUCGUUCUAUUCAGGUUUUCAACUAUUCUCAACCUCAAUCAAUACUGUCAAGCAGUAUGUUUUUGUUGGAGACAUGUACAAAGGCGGCUAUUUUCUGUUUUGGAGAGAUAGAAACAAGAGUCUCAACUUUUUAGGAAAAGAUUUCGACCCCGUUCAAACAUUAUCUACUGAGUUUUUGAUCCUAAAUGAGUUCAUCCUGUUUGUUGUAUCCGACAACUUUGGAAACUUGCAUUUGUUGGAAUACGCGGGUCCACAUGAAAUAGAAUCGAGAGGAGGUGAAAAGCUGCUUAGAAGAGGCGUCUUACAUUUAGGUACGAGAAGUAGUAGCAUGAUUCGAUUAAGGACGGAUUGGAAAGAAAAUAAUUCAGAAGAUAGAGCAGGAUCACAUAUAGUGGUGCUAGGAACAUGGGAUGGUGGUUUGGCAUGUCUGCUUCCUUUACAACAAGAAGAAUACGAACAAAAAAAUGAACUAUUGAAAAAGGUGUAUCUUCAUAGUUACUCUCUUUAUGUAGCAGGAUUAAAUCCACAAGAAUUUCGAAUUCCUCGUGGCCUCUCCAAGAAAACAAGAACCUUUGGUGAACGACUAUUAGAUAGUACUUUGCUUUCUUCGCUACAGGGACUAGAGUACACCAGUAUUGUUGAAAUAGCAAAAAGCUGUGGCCUUGAUGCCAGUCAACUUUUGAAGCAGUCACAAAUCUGUGGAAACGAAUUUUCUUCUAAAUUAUUCCAUGAUAAACUAUAACUUACUUAGUUCUUAGAUUUAUCUUCCUUGGACUCAUUGUAUUUAA